Kogia breviceps (pygmy sperm whale) is the source of this 2600-nucleotide messenger RNA. RefSeq names its product transmembrane channel like 4 (gene TMC4). Gene Ontology annotation, cellular component: plasma membrane. The record is from RefSeq and is a predicted model, not a curated record. Gene Ontology annotation, molecular function: mechanosensitive monoatomic ion channel activity. NCBI's taxonomy places the organism in Eukaryota, Metazoa, Chordata, Mammalia, Artiodactyla, Physeteridae.
AUGUCUGCGGGUGAUCAAGGUGGGGGGCUCGUACCACCGCACCCCUCUGUGGUGUGCUGCCACCCAGCCCCCCGGGAGCCACGCAGGCGUCUGUGGACUUCAGCUCCCAGGAGACCUUUCGGAGCAGAGGCCCUGAUAGUUUGUGGGAAGUGCCGGGCAAUUCCUCCGGGCCAGCUGGCGGCCAGGUAUGCCCCCGUCUCGGGCUCCUCCCUCACCUGGGGCGUCAGUCCCUGCUCGGCUGGCCCCAGAGACGGAAGCAGGUCCGCGGCUGGGGCCAUUGAAGAGAGCCCGAUGCGGGAACCGGAGGCCUGGGCCCCCUCGCGGGGAUGGCCGGCACCCCGGGAGGCCAGAACAGGUCCAUCGCUGUCCUCUGUGCUUAAUGAGCUCCCCAGUGCUGCUACCCUUCGGUACCGAGGCCCUGGGGGGCUGCCCUGGAGGGCCCUGGAGGAGGAGGAGGAGGAGGAGGACGGACAGAGGAGCAUCCAGUCCCUCGCAGAAGCCACACAAAAGGAACUGCAGGAGCCCGGCCCUUCCCGGGAACUGCCGUGGCCCAUGCAGGCCAGACGGGCACACAGACAAAGCGUUGCCAGGAACCAAGUGGCUCAGGGCUCGGGGUCCAGGGCUGCCCACUGGACUCUUCUGCUUCGGAGGUCCAAGGAGAAGGUGCGGGAAGGCCUGCGAUCCGUGCAGCCCUGGGAGUGGACACUGAGGAGAAUUGGGGGCCAGUUUGGCGCCGGCACUGCGUCCUACUUCUGCCUGCUGCGCUUCCUGCUGCUGCUCAGCGUGCUGGCCUCCGUGCUUACAGCCUGCAUGAUUCUGCUGCCCACCUGGUUGGAGGGGGCUCCCCCGGGUCCCCCUGCCCCUAACGCCUCCUCACCCUGCGGCUUCUACAGCCCUGGCUCUCAGGGCCUGGUCACCUUCUCCACCGAUCUCUUCAAUUUGCUCUCCGGAGAGGGUUUUCUAGAAUGGUCUCCGCUCUUCUAUGGGUUCUACCCGCCCCGCCCACACCUGGCCGUCACCUACCUGUGCUCCACCUUUGCCAUUCGCCUCCUCUACCUGCUGCUCAUCCUGCACCGCUCGGUGUCUGGGCUGAAGCAGACGCUGUUGGCUGAGUCAGGGGCCGUGACCAGCUACAGCCACCGCGUGUUCUCUGCCUGGGACUUUGGCCUCAGCGGGGAGGUCCACGUGAGGCUGCGCCAGCGCAACAUCCUAUUUGAGUUGCAGGUGGAGCUGGAGGAAGCAGCGGUGCGGCGCCAGGCUGCGGUGCGGACACUGGGCCAACAAGCCAGGGUGUGGUCGGUGCGGGUGCUGCUCAACGUGGCGGUGGUGGCACUCCUGGGGGCAGCCUUCUACGGCGUCUACUGGGCUACAGGGGCCACUGUGAAGCUGCAGGAGAUGCCUCUUAUCCAGGGGAUGCCACUGCUGAAGCUCGUGGUGGAUUACCUUCCGUCCAUCUUCAUCUCCGGGGUCAACUUCGUGCUGCCACCAGUGUUCAAGCUCAUUGCCCCACUGGAGGGCUACACCAGGAGCCGUCAGAUCGUCUUUAUCUUGCUCAGGACAGUGUUUCUCCGUCUGGCCUCCCUGGUGGUCCUGCUCUUCUCUCUCUGGAAUCAGAUCACUUGCGGGGGAGAUGCGGACGCUGAGGAGUGCAAAACCUGUGGCUACAAUUACAAAGAACUUCCGUGCUGGGAGACUCGCCUGGGACAGGAGAUGUACAAACUCCUGCUGUUUGAUCUCCUGACCGGCCUGGCAGUCACGCUGCUCAUCCAGUUUCCUCGGAAGCUGCUCUGUGGCCUCUGUCCCGGGGCGCUGGGUCGUUUUGCGGGGACCCUGGAGUUCCAGGUGCCUGACGAAGUGCUGGGGCUCAUCUACGCACAGACAGUGGUCUGGGUGGGGAGUUUUUUCUGCCCUUUACUGCCUUUGCUCAACACGGCCAAGUUCCUGCUGCUUUUCUAUUUGAAGAAGAUCACCCUCUUCUCCACCUGCUCCCCGGCCUCCCGCACCUUUCGGGCCUCCACUGUGAACUUCUUCUUCCCCCUGGUCCUUCUCCUGGGUCUGGCCAUCUCCACCGUUCCUGUGCUUUAUAGCAUCUUCCUGAUCCCACCUUCUAAGCUGUGUGGUCCAUUCCGGGGGCAGCCGUCCAUCUGGGCCGAGAUCCCCGAGUCUGUUUGCAAGCUCCCUCAGACUGCCCGGGAAUUUCUCUUCUUCCUGGGGAGCCAGGCUUUUGCUGUGCCUCUUCUGCUGAUCUCCAGCAUCCUGAUGGCGUAUACCGUGGCCCUGGCUAACUCAUAUGGACGCCUCAUCUCUGAACUCAAACGCCAGAUAGAGACGGAGGCGCAGAAUAAAGUCUUCCUGGCACAGCGCGUUGUGGCGCUGAGCUCGGCCAACAGAGCUCUUUGACCUCUCCAGCCUGGCUCAGGGUGACCUCCCACUUUCAGACCCAGACCUGCCCUCAGAUCCUUUGUAAGCCUCGGCCACAUCAUUUGGAAAAUGAGCUAACUGGAGAAGACCCCAUGGUUUUCCAGCCCUGGGAUUCACUGCUAAGUCCCUGACUCUCCAGUGAACCUCUUUCUAGUACCAAUAAACACAGCGGAGGCUGC